Brassica napus (rape) is the source of this 3600-nucleotide messenger RNA. RefSeq names its product pentatricopeptide repeat-containing protein At3g53360, mitochondrial-like. The record is from RefSeq and is a predicted model, not a curated record. Lineage: Eukaryota; Viridiplantae; Streptophyta; Magnoliopsida; Brassicales; Brassicaceae. Gene Ontology annotation, molecular function: RNA binding; protein binding. Gene Ontology annotation, biological process: RNA modification. The transcript has 2 exons. Bases 183 to 2408 code for a protein of 741 amino acids.
AUAAAACUCAGAAGACAUACAAAACAAAGAAAACACUGCCGUUCCUGUUAAAUAUGAUAGCACUGCUUGCCGUUUUGUAACUUUUUUAGUUUGUUGAACAUAAACAUCUGUUUUUUUUCCGGGGAGGUUCUAUCCACUCCUUGCCGGAAUCCUCUGUUACUUGAUAUCCGACAGAACAUCUGAUGAGCUCCUCUGUCGGGAUAUCGUUUCCUCUAACCAUUAAUACCCCAUCAUCUACAGGAACCUCAUCACUGUUUCCACCAUCACAGAUUAAGCAAAAGCCUCGAGAAAUCUCAAUCUCAUUACCUUAUCCAGUUACAUCACUGACAGAGCUUUUACGAGAUGCUGCAGAUAAAAACUCUCUUCAAAACACGAAAUCGAUUCAUGGGAUCGUCACCAAAUCUCAGUUUACGUCGAAGUCCAUGACGCUGCUGUUGAAUCAAAUGGUCAUCGCGUAUUCAAAAACCUCAGACUUCGGCUCCGCACGCCAGGUGUUCGACGAAAUUCCCCACAAGAGUGUUUUCUCGUGGACUGUAUUAAUAGUCGGAGCUACAGAGAACGGGUUUCACCGCGACGGGUUUGGCUACUUCGUCGAGAUGCUUAGCUGUGAUGUUUCCCCAGAUGAAUACGCUCUUUCCGCUGCAGCGCAGGCGUGUACUUGUUGCGUGGACGGCGUUACUCUCUGUGAAAUGGUUCACGCUCAGGUUGUGACACGCGGGUUCUCGUCUCUCACGUUUGUUAACACGUCUUUGCUUAGCGUGUACGCUAAGCUGGGGAGGGUUGGGGAUUCCCGUAAGGUGUUUAGCUCCAUGGAGAGUCGUAACGAGGUUUCGUGGAACGCGAUGAUAUCAGGGUUUGCGUCGAACGGUCUUUACUCGGAAGCGUACGUUAGUUUCUCGAGGAUGCUGGAGGAAGGGAUUAGACCGAACGUGCCGUGUUUUAUCAGCGUCUCCAAAGCUGUUGGGAAGCUGGGAGAUGCUGAGAAAGGUAGAUACAUUACUCGUGUUGCGUUAGAGAUGGGUGUGCAGUCGAACGUCCACGUGGGGACAGCUUUGAUUGAUAUGUUUGCGAAAUGUGGAUGCUUAACCGAAGCGAGGUCGGUUUUUGAGUCGAGUUUCUCUGGAUGCAGAGGAGUGAAUUUACCGUGGAACGCUUUGUUAUCUGGUUAUACAAGUUCUAGAGAGGGGGAAGAAGCGGUGUUACUGUUCCUUAGAAUGUGUCGGAAUGAUGUCGAGAGAGAUGUGUACACGUAUUGCAGUGCGUUGAAUUCAGUUGCUGACAUGAGGUCUUUAGAAUAUGUAAAGCAGGUUCAUGGAAUGAUCGUGAAAGGUGGGGGAGAAACCACCGGUGUGAUGUGUCUUUUCAACGCCUUGAUGGAUGCAUACGCCAAAAGUGGUGAGCUUGGAGCAAUGAGGAAGCUUUUCGACGUUAAUAGAGAGGAAGCGAAUCAGAUCUCAUGGACAACGCUUGUGACAGCUUACUCUCAGUCUUCUGAAUGGGAGGAGGAAGCACUAAGCGUUUUCUCCCAGAUGAGAGAAACGGGGUUUCAACCGAACCAGAUCACGUUUUCAGCUGUGCUCGCGUCGUGUGCUAGCCUCUGUUUCCUUGAAUAUGGACAGCAAGUCCACAGCUUGACAUACAAAACUGGCUUUGCUACAGACAAAUGCGUCGAGAGUGCUCUCAUCGACAUGUAUGCGAAGUGCGGUAGCGUGAGAGACGCCAUCAAGGUCUUUGAAUCUUUGAAAGACCCUGAUGUCGUCUCAUGGACCGCCAUGAUAUCUGGAUACGCCCAACACGGCAUGGCUAAAGAUGCGUUAGGACUCUUUAGAAAGAUGGAGGAGUUAGUCUUUCCCAAACCAAACUCUGUUACGUUCCUAUGUCUUCUCUUUGCUUGCAGCCACGGAGGACUAGUGGACGAAGGCCUGAGGUGUUUUCACUUGAUGGAGGAUAAAUAUGGACUGGUCCCGGAGAUUGAACAUUAUGCUUGUGUGGUUGAUAUCCUGGGCCGUGUGGGACGUCUAUCCGAAGCAUGGGAGUUUAUAAUGAAGAUGCCUAUGGAGCCUGAUGAGAAAGUCUGGUCGACGUUGCUUGGAGCGUGUAGGGUCCAUGGGGACAUUCAGUUGGCUGAGAUUGCGGCUCAGAAGGUUAUUGGUUAUAACCCGGAAGAUUCAGCUGCUCUUGUUCUAUUGUCAAACGCGUACAGAGAAGCUGGGAAUAUUGAAGCUGAGUUGAGUGUAAGGAAUGUGAUGAACUCUCAAGCCAUGAGAAAAGAACCUGGCCUGAGCUGGAUAACCAUUGGAGGUCAGAUCCACAAGUUUUGCUCUGGGGAUCAUCACCAUCCCCAGAAGGAUGAUAUAUACAGAGUUUUGAAUGAUUUGAUGGAGAAAAUAAAGAGUAAAAAGCAUUGAAUCGUAAUCUUGCUGCACAUACUGCACACAAUGCUAUGAGAAACAACGUCAAGGACAUUACAUUCAAGAAACCGUGUUACUUUCAAGCCAUUUGAUGAAGGGUUGCUGAAAGUUCCUUGAGUCCCUUGUUGGCGUCUGAAACUAUCUUCCUCUCUCCAUCCACUAUUCUUGAAGUCCUGCCUAAGCAAAAUUUCGUCUCUGUAAGUAUCGACUGUCUAGAGCAUGUGAUAUGUAUUGUAUCAUCCCCUGGUGAAAUUUUGUUCAAGAAGGCUCUCUCUCCCCUGAAUCAUCUUCUCUACGCUGUUAUCGUUGGUGAAAGAAUCUGAAUGCUUGAAAGAUUCAAAACUUUCUCUUGGCUUGUUUGUACCGAAGAUUAGUCAGCUUGCUAGGCAUCAUUUCUUGAUCUCUUCAAGUUUCCUCAACACUUGCUUGAAGCUCGGUCUAAUAGAAGGCGAUGGAGAGCAACAAGACAUCGCCAGCUCAAUGUAUUCAAGAACAUACUCUUUGGUCACAUCUUUCUCACCACAUCCCCCAAGAAUCUCAGAACGGCACAAAUUCAACAGUUUCUCAUGUUCAAGAACAGAACCGCUAGUCGAAUUCUUGUUCGUUGGCAGUUUACUCGAAACCAACUCAAGCAUGAUCACACCGAAGCUGUAAACAUCGCUCUCCUUGCUCACUUCCUUCAUCUUAAUCAACUCAGGCGCUUUAUAACCCUCUCCAGCUGAAGCCUCUAGUAUCUCUUGCCCAGCCGCGAGAUUCAAGAGCAAAUGCAAGCCGAAAUCAGAGACUCUAGGCCUAAAACUCUGGUCCAAGAGAACGUUUUUGGACUUGAGGUUCCCGUGAACGAUAGGUUUCUGCAUUCCUGUGUGGAGAUGGUCAAGAGCUUUGGCUAUUCCAGUGGUGAUGCUCAAGAUAUUGCUCCAUUUGUGUGAUUCAACAUCUCCACCUGCCAAAACUAUGCAAUUUUUUUUAAGCACAUGGUGAAUAAUACUAAUAGAAAACUAAUGACAAUGCUUUUGCUGAUUUCGAUGUUUUUUUAAAACGAGAUCUAUAAAGUUUUUGUCUUUCAUGGGUGAGCAUAAGAAAGUGGGACGUGACUAAAAAAGUAGUUACCGACAAAAGAUAGAUCAAUAAUUGUAGUGAUCCAUACUAUACAAAAGACAGAUCAAUAAACAUCAGACCAUUUCGUUUA